UGCUCAAUUAAGGGACCGCUCGAUAUUUAGAAAUAAUGGAAAGCAGGUCGACUGUGCAGCCACGGCUUCGCCCUCCCACUCUCGCAUUUGCGUGGUUUCCGCGAAGAUUAGCUUCCAGCUCGCCGCAUGCACUAUCGUCCUUCUCUUACCGCCGCCGCUUCUCUCUCUUAGCUUGGUUCUUCUUCCCGCGCAUCGAUGACCUCGAAAGUGGGCAUCAGUUUGCCAGGGAUCGCACGCGCGUGGGCAGGUAUGAGCUCGGGCGAACUCUUGGCGAGGGCAGCUUUGCCAAGGUCAAGUUUGCUCGCAACGUGCAGACCGGCGAAAACGUCGCCAUCAAGGUCCUGGACAAGAACCAGGUCCUCCGCCAUAAGAUGGUCGAGCAGAUUAAAAGAGAGAUUUCCACCAUGAAGCUGAUAAAGCAUCCAAAUGUUGUUCAACUCUAUGAGGUUAUGGCCAGUAAGACAAAGAUAUAUAUUGUUUUGGAAUUUGUUGAUGGAGGCGAAUUAUUUGACAAAAUUGUUAAUAGUGGAAGACUUAAAGAAGACGAAGCUAGGAGAUAUUUUCAUCAACUUAUCAAUGCAGUAGAUUACUGCCACAGUAGAGGUGUAUACCAUAGAGACUUGAAGCCGGAAAAUUUACUCCUUGAUUCCAGUGGCACUCUUAAAAUAUCUGACUUUGGUUUGAGUGCAUUUGCUCAGCAAGUUAAAGGAGAUGGCCUGCUACAUACUGCAUGUGGAACUCCAAAUUAUGUUGCUCCUGAGGUUCUCGAUGAUAAAGGUUAUGAUGGAAGAGCUUCUGAUAUAUGGUCUUGUGGUGUGAUUCUAUUUGUCCUAAUGGCUGGAUACUUGCCGUUUGAUGAAUCCAACCUCAUGGCUUUAUAUAAGAAAAUCUGUAAAGCAAAGUUUUCAAGUCCAUCAUGGUUUUCUUCUAGUGCAAAGAAGUUGAUUAAACGGAUUUUAGAUCCAAAUCCUCUUUCUCGGAUUACAAUUGCAGAAAUAUUGGAAGAUGAAUGGUUCAAGAAAGGUUACAAGCCAGCUAAUUUUGAGCAAAUGGAAGGGGUGAGCCUGGAUGAUGUUGAUGCGGUCUUCAAUGAUUCACAGGAACAUCUCGUGACUGAAAAGAAAGAAAAACCAGAAUCAAUGAAUGCAUUUGCACUUAUUUCAAGAUCCGAGGUCUUCAACCUCGGGAAUUUGUUUGAAAAGCAAACGGGGAUUGUUAAGAGGGAAACAAGUUUUACUUCUCCGUGCUCUCCUAAUGAAAUAAUGUCUAAGUUAGAGGAAACUGCUAAACCUCUUGGAUUUAAUGUGCACAAACACAACUACAAGAUGAAGUUAAAGGGUGAUAGGAGUGGAAGGAAGGGAUACUUAUCCGUUGCAACUGAGGUUUUUGAGGUAGCCCCUUCUCUUCACAUGGUUGAGCUUCGCAAAACCGGAGGUGACACACUGGAGUUUCACAAGUUCUAUAAGAAAUUUUCCACGGGCAUCAAAGAUAUUGUCUGGAAAACUGGAGCAACCCACGAAGAAACAAGUUCUCGGCCAAUCUAAUGCAGAACUUUUGACUUUGUUUGUAUAUAUGAUUUGAUGAACAUUUCUUUAUGUAAUAUAUAUAAAAGAUAUUGUGGGAUCUAUAUAACUAGCAAAUGAUUUGCCUUCGUUGUCUACAACCAGAAGUCUGGAAAUGCAAGAAUUUUUUUUUCA
Molecule: messenger RNA, 1697 nt
Organism: Dendrobium catenatum
Lineage: Eukaryota; Viridiplantae; Streptophyta; Magnoliopsida; Asparagales; Orchidaceae
Product: CBL-interacting serine/threonine-protein kinase 9-like
Exons: 15
Coding region: 36-1544 (502 amino acids)
Biological process (GO): signal transduction; protein phosphorylation
Molecular function (GO): protein kinase activity; ATP binding
Source: RefSeq, a predicted model, not a curated record